Molecule: messenger RNA, 1521 nt
Organism: Fusarium poae
Lineage: Eukaryota; Fungi; Ascomycota; Sordariomycetes; Hypocreales; Nectriaceae
Exons: 1
Coding region: 1-1521 (506 amino acids)
Molecular function (GO): 2-oxoglutarate-dependent dioxygenase activity
Source: RefSeq, a predicted model, not a curated record
AUGGUGUCAGGACAAUAUGCACCAAUUCUUAGCAGGUAUCUCCAGAAAGCUCAUGAACUCUAUGAGCGUCCAGACAGGAAUCAUGGCGAUAUUUCAAAGAUCUCAGGCAUAAGCGGCGAGGCUCAAGUAAAAGUGAGAGGGCCGGCUGCAGGCCACGAAGAAACACAAAAUUUUGACGAAAAUGACACCGACCCUACAGCGAAUGCCAUGACACAGCUCCUCGCCAGGCAAGCUCACGCAACAAUUACACUACACAAGCAUUUGGCCCUCAAUUAUAACGAGUGUCAAGUCGAUGAAGAACUUCUCAAGAAAAGGGUAGCGGACUUGAUAUCUAUCUCAUCGUCCAAAUUCUACGCCUACCGCUACGAUCUUCUUCCUCCUGUAUGGCGCCAGAUAUAUACAGACGCUUGUGUACUAGAAUCUUUCCAAACCCUCCUGCGUCCUCUUUCCACGGGCGAGAACCCUUCGGAACAGGUCCUAGAUGCAACUGUGGAGAAGCUCGAUAGGGCGCUCAUCACAGCUGGUGGUGGAGGACAAAACGAAUGGCUUGAGAAGACAUUGUCGUCGCUUGAAGAGGCUUGGAUAGCUAGUGAGCAGAAAGAGAGGCCAUUCAAACGCCAGAGGCAUUACGAAUCACCUCAACGGGAGUUCUCGAGUCGUGAACCUUAUGGACGACCAAAGCUCAUGCCUGAGAGGGAGUGUCCGCGGCACUCCGGGUGGACAAUGCCACAGUUCGAGGAUUACAUGAACAGCAACGAGGGCGAGCCUCGUCCCGUUGUCUUCACAGAUGCAAUUGGAGACUGGCCGGCCCUCACGGGUCGACCCUGGAAAUAUCCCGAAUACCUGUUGUCUAAAACUUUUGGGGGAAGACGUCUCGUGCCAGUUGAACUUGGACGAAGCUACGUCGACGACGGUUGGGGACAAGACUUGAUACCGUUCCAUGAAUUUCUUAGUCGUUUUGUUGAAAAAGAAUCUUCUGUGGCCGACAAAACUGGCUAUCUCGCUCAGCACAACCUCUUCCAGCAAAUUCCAGCUCUGCGCAAUGACAUCUGUAUCCCAGAUUUUUGCUGGGUUGAUGUUCCACCUCAUCCUACAACCCCGUCUCUGAAUCAACCACCCGUCGACAUGCCUCAGCUCAACGCCUGGUUCGGUCCCGCCCGUACUAUCACGCCUCUUCAUACAGAUGGCUAUCAUAAUUUGCUUUGUCAAGUUGUUGGCACAAAGUACAUCCGGCUGUAUCCUCCGCGUGCUACAUCUGCGAUGCGACCCAGAGCACCCGAGCAUGGUGUCGACAUGAGCAACACAAGUGAGUUGGACGUGGGCGUCCUAGAAGGGUGGGAUGAUAGGCCCGAGGAUAUGGAUGGGGAAGACUUGGAUUCGAUGAAGAGGGAACUUGAAGGCACCGAAUACUGGGAGUGUAUACUAGAACCGGGACAUACACUAGUCAUUCCAAUCGGAUGGUGGCACUAUGUAAGGAGUUUAAGCGUGAGCUUCAGUGUAAGUUUUUGGUGGAACACAUGA